Molecule: messenger RNA, 363 nt
Organism: Acaulospora morrowiae
Lineage: Eukaryota; Fungi; Glomeromycota; Glomeromycetes; Diversisporales; Acaulosporaceae
Source: the annotation of a GenBank genome assembly
AUGCAAGAAAGAAAAAUAGAAGAAAGGAUUGAAAUGCUGAAGAUGAAUGACGAACUUGAAAAAGAACAAGUGAGACAAGUGAAGGCAGUGUUGAAGCAUUUUAAUAAGAAUAUAAUAUUUGCAAAGAUCAAAGAUAGUUACUACUGGUCACAAAUGUAUGACAGACGAUAUACGUACCUAUGCUCAAAAUUGCGACCAAUAUCAGUAGUGAGAAACCUAACAAACUGGUUAGAGAAACAAGAAAUUACAGAAGACAUGUUUACUCUAAAGACUAAUAACAUUAUCAAGAAAGUAGAGCACAGACGAAAUCUCAAAAUUAAUCCUAUUCAAGAUCUACAAAACAACAAUGAAAUACAAGAGUAA